Epithele typhae is the source of this 387-nucleotide messenger RNA. RefSeq lists its product as uncharacterized. Bases 1 to 387 code for a protein of 128 amino acids. The transcript is spliced from 3 exons. NCBI's taxonomy places the organism in Eukaryota, Fungi, Basidiomycota, Agaricomycetes, Polyporales, Epitheliaceae. The record is from RefSeq and is a predicted model, not a curated record.
AUGUCCGUCCUCGCGCUCCACGCCGCUCCCCAUCAUCUGGGGUGCGGGCGCGGACGCGGUCGAGUUCAACGGCGGCCCCCAUCCACGGCCAUCGCAAGCAUUCCGGGCGUGUGGGGGCACCUUCCCACCUUCCUCGGCGGCCCGCACGCUUAUAUCGGGUGCCCCUUCUUCCCUACCGAGAUGAAGCCUCUCGUCUUCACGCUUAAACGCGGCUUCGAGUUCGAGUUUGGGGUGCCCGCCAAGGGCAUUAUGGCAAUUGGCGACCUCAUCCAGCUUCCAGGCUCGAAGAGCGGUCGCGCGAAGGGCGCGCAGCUUCUGCUGCUCAUACGCCCGGGCCCCCGUGUAGCGCUCCUGAGCCUGGCCGGGUCGGGUGUCGUUCGAGGUUGA